This is a messenger RNA of Thamnophis sirtalis, 912 nucleotides long. NCBI's taxonomy places the organism in Eukaryota, Metazoa, Chordata, Lepidosauria, Squamata, Natricidae. The record is from RefSeq and is a predicted model, not a curated record.
AUGACAAGGCAGGCAGCAGAGCAGUGGAGCGACAAAGGCAGGAUCAGCCAAGAGCAACCUGAUGACUCGAUUUAUGAAAUGUUCCCAUUUAUCAUGAAAUAUCUCCCAGGGUCUCACCAAAAAGCCCUUUCUGCUGCAGAGUUUAUCAUUAAUUUUGCAAAGAAGGAGAUUGUACAGCAUAAGGAAAACCAGAAUGUGCAUGAUCCACAGGAUUUCAUUGAUUUUUAUCUACUUCAAAUGGAGAUAAGCAAGAAUGAUCCAGAUUCUACCUUUGAUGAAGACAACUUGGCUCAUUGCAUUGCUGACCUCUUUAUCGCUGGGAUGGAAACGACUAAUGGCACUAUGCAAUGGGCACUGCUACUCAUGGCAAAUCAUCUGGAUAUCCAAGAUAAGGUGCACAAGGAGAUCAAAGAUGCUUUGAGUUCAUCUCGUUCCAUCUGUUAUGGAGAUCGGAAGAAUCUGCCCUACACCAAUGCUGUGCUUCAUGAGAUCAUGAGAAGCAAAUACAUCGGAUUAUUUGGAGUACCAAGACAAUGUACAAAGGAUAUUUACCUCAGUGGGUUUCUCAUUCCUAAGGGAGCUAUCAUUUUACCAGAACUGCGCUCUGUUCUCUUUGAUCCUGAACAAUGGGAAACACCUGAGAAAUUCAACCCCAAUCAUUUUCUGGACAAAGAAGGACACUUUGUCAGAAAAGAAGCAUUCAUGCCCUUUGGAGCAGGUGCUCGGAUCUGCUUGGGAGAACUCUUUACAAGGAUUGAGUUCUUCAUUAUGUUCACCAGCCUGCUGAGGAAAUUUAGGGUGCAGCCCCCAGAAGGAGUGGAGAAGCUUAGUGAAGAACCCAUAAUAGGAGUGACUGUGUAUCCUACUCCUUACAAGAUCUGUGUUAUUCCUCGCUCUGCUACAUCAGAGUAG